Messenger RNA from Linum trigynum, 213 nucleotides. The record is from the annotation of a GenBank genome assembly. NCBI's taxonomy places the organism in Eukaryota, Viridiplantae, Streptophyta, Magnoliopsida, Malpighiales, Linaceae.
AUGACGACCCACUGCUGGCACCCGAAGCGCCGGACUUGGGAGAACCUAGGCCCAUGUCGAAUUCAGGGGAAUUGGGGUCGGAGCCCCGAGCUGGGGAUCAUGAUUUAUCCUCUUCUUCGAGCUUUAGGGGCAGGGGAAGCAGUGCCCUUGAAUCUCCCUCACGCGCUUGAAUCCCUCACGGUCUCGCUCAGCGAUGGGAGGCGGAGGAGAUAG